Pararge aegeria (speckled wood butterfly) is the source of this 2141-nucleotide messenger RNA. It is a transcript of the gene Tsen34, whose product is annotated as tRNA-splicing endonuclease subunit Sen34. Gene Ontology annotation, cellular component: tRNA-intron endonuclease complex. The record is from RefSeq and is a predicted model, not a curated record. Lineage: Eukaryota; Metazoa; Arthropoda; Insecta; Lepidoptera; Nymphalidae. The transcript is spliced from 8 exons. Bases 328 to 1176 code for a protein of 282 amino acids. Gene Ontology annotation, biological process: tRNA splicing, via endonucleolytic cleavage and ligation; tRNA-type intron splice site recognition and cleavage. Gene Ontology annotation, molecular function: tRNA-intron lyase activity; nucleic acid binding.
UGGUUUCAUACAUUGUAUCUGAGGUCACUGACCAGGGCUCAGGGUUAGGCUCGGGGUCACCGGUAACCCUAAGGGGUCACCUGUCAUUUUGUCAAUGUUGUAAACACUGUAUAUAGGUACUUACUUAUCUAGUAUCUGAGCACCAAACAGUAGUAUCGUAAUAAUCUGUGGAUUCUGUGGCUUUGAAUUUAAAUGUUGCUUCGAUGGGUUUCAGAGUUUCAGAGUAUAGAGGUCUGGACUCUGAAACUCAUUCUGAGGACUGAGGUACAUGGUCAUAUAAACAAAUCAAAAUACAUUUAAGGAAAUUUUUAUCUCGCAAGACUAAACAUGAUAACUUUAUAUGUCAGCAAUGGGGUGGCGUAUAUCUGGAAUUCAGAUGACUGGCAUUAUCUUCGAUUGAAUCAUCGGAUAUGUGGCUCAUUGAUCGGGUCAGUUCCAUCAUUUCCUCGUCAAAACGACUUUCAAGGAUUGCCAAUGGUUCUGAUGUCUGAAGAAGCAGCAUUGUUGGUUGAAAAAGAAAUUUGUCAGUUAAUUGAACUGCCAAAAUUAAAUGAUAAUCUCUUGGAUGAGCAAAAACAGGAAAUAGAUAAAAUAAAUGACAAGACCUUAGCUGAACAGACAGAGGCUCUACGUAAACGAAAAAUUGAACAGUUAUCAGAAAAGCUAGAUAUUAUUGUUGCAGGCAAAACACAAAAGAUGAUGUCCAAAGGAACAUCUAAUGUGAAUAUUGACAAAGAUGCUUUAUUACAAGAAGAAAUAAAUAAACUACCUAAUUUAGCACCAGCGAACACUCUUGUACAUUUACCAACUGAACAUUAUAUAGAAACAGAGAGAAAAGUAGUUUUAAUAUCCAGUUUAAAACCCAGUGUAUUAGAUAAAAACGGAGCCAGUCGUUACGCCAUUUUCAAAGACUUGUGGCAAAAGGGAUUUCAUAUAACAUCAGGAUCAAAAUUUGGAUCCGAUUUUCUGGCGUAUCCAGGUGAUCCAGUAAAAUUUCAUGCAAUGUACAUGUUGCGAUGUAUAAACGACGAAAAAACAACGUUUCGGCCUGCAAAUCUAGUUGCAUUUGGAAGACUGGCAGUUGCAGUAAAUAAAUUGGCAGUACUUGCAUUUUGUAAUGAAUUUGGGAAAGUCGAAUAUCAAACUCUUCAGUGGCACGAUAGUGCAAACAGUUAAAAAAUAUUUUCAUAUCAAAUAAGCAGCUAUAUUUGUAAUUAUAUUGAUAGAAAUUUAAGCAAAUAUUAUUUUAUUUUUACUAUUAUUUUUGUAAAAAAUACUGGUUAAUGCAAUUAGUAAUUUUCCGAGCGGCCAUGUUGUGCUAUCCUAAGUUUAUAGUAGUAACUUGCAAAAGUUAUCAAAUGAUCAAUAUUAUUAAAAAAUUAGUAAAAGCGAUAUUUAAAGAGUUACAGGUCCAGAAGCUUGCCAUGCAACGCAGCAUUGGGAUCUCAGGACCUACAACGAAGGCGCCCGCUGAAACUGCUAGGAAUAAAGGCCUACAUAUUUGUAAAAAAAAUAAAAAAAUAAGCCUAAGUUUCUAAGUGCAAUAGUUGUUGGAAAUGGCCGCUCGAAGCAAAAUACACCAAGCAUAGUAAAAAAAGACAGAUUUAAGAAUAGUAUUAACGGUUUACAAAUAAAACAUUGUUGCAAUCGCUGACACGUUACAAUAAUAUUAUCACCAUCAUAAAUGCCCAUUACCGACACUACAGGGCACAGGUCUUCUGUCAGUAUUAGAGGGGUUCCCAGUCCCGCCCAGCUAGCUAAGAACAAAUUGCUAGACUUCACACGCCCUUGUGUAGAUUAUGGAUAAGGUAUGCAACUUUUCUCACGAUCUUUUUGUUCAAUGUUUUAAAGCAUGUUAUAUUUUUAAUUGUUUUGCAUAAAGGUAAGCAAGAUAAGUUAGAGGUUUGGAAUCGUACUCUUGCUACUAAAUAGUCUUGUUAUAGUGCCACCUUGCAAGAUUGAAAACGAUAUAUUAUAGAAUAUGCUAGCUUCUUGAAGCGAAAAUAACUUCUAGGUACCUACACAUUGAAGUGACUGUGGCCGUUUAUCAGUUCCUGGUAAAAACCGAAGAAUUUAAAGAGAUUCUUUCAUCGAUUCGGCACCAGAAUCUGAAUUUGUUAAUUAAAAAAACUAUAAACCAU